AUGGCGGGAAAUGCUAGACCCCAAGAAGAGACUCAAACUGAUGAUGAGCAGAGUAAAAAGCUCAAGUCGUCAUGUGAUUUUCCGUGGAGAAAGCCUCCACCCAAGUGGGGUGAUGAAGACCUGAUAACUCUACUUAAAGGUUUGAUUGAGUUCAAGUCCUCCGAAUAUGCAAAACGCCGGCCUUAUGUAGACAUGUACUCUUUCUACUACUUCAUCGCUGAAAAAUUGCAAGUCAAAGUUGAUAGGUUUAGGAUGAAUGAUAAGCUUUCUAAGAAACUAUGGGGUGAUGAUUAUUUAGUCUAUGAAUUUUCAAAGAAAAUAUAUGGUGGCAAGAUUAGUGGUGGGAUUAUUAAUAGGCUUGUUAAGAAUGUGAACAGCGAGAGGGAUCAAGUUAAUGAUACCUUUACAAAACUAAAGGAAGUUGAGAAAGAGAUUGUUGUAAAAGAGGUGGCGGCUAGUGGUGAAAUAGAUGAUCAAGAUCAACUGAAUUUUCAGUUCAAGUAUCCCCAUUUGGCUGCAACUUUUAAUGUGAUGAAGAAAAAUAUGAGUUCGGUUGGUAGUGAUACAAUGAGGAAUUUGGAGGAAAAGUUGAAGAAACUGCAGGAGAAAGAAACUGAUUUGAAGAUAAAGAGGUUAGAUUUGAUUAGGGAGAAUUGUAAAUUGGUGGCUGGGCAACGAGAGGAACAUAAAAAUUUGGUGGUUGGGACAAUAAUUUAUGCUAAUGUUUUUCCUUUUUGUUACUGGAAUAUUAAUCCUGCUAGCUUUUAG
Nicotiana attenuata is the source of this 768-nucleotide messenger RNA. Its product is annotated as STOREKEEPER protein-like. The transcript has 4 exons. The coding region runs from base 1 to 768 and encodes 255 amino acids. Gene Ontology annotation, cellular component: nucleus. The record is from RefSeq and is a predicted model, not a curated record. Gene Ontology annotation, biological process: regulation of DNA-templated transcription. NCBI's taxonomy places the organism in Eukaryota, Viridiplantae, Streptophyta, Magnoliopsida, Solanales, Solanaceae.